Molecule: messenger RNA, 1710 nt
Organism: Ramularia collo-cygni
Lineage: Eukaryota; Fungi; Ascomycota; Dothideomycetes; Mycosphaerellales; Mycosphaerellaceae
Product: related to P element somatic inhibitor
Exons: 3
Coding region: 1-1710 (569 amino acids)
Biological process (GO): regulation of gene expression
Cellular component (GO): cytoplasm; nucleus
Molecular function (GO): mRNA binding
Source: RefSeq, a predicted model, not a curated record
AUGGCGCAACCCGACAUCUCCCAGAUCCUCGCCGCGCUCGCUCAGACGCAGCCCAGCGCUACCCCCCAGGCCCCCACCCCACAGCAUGCUCCACCAACGCAGCCACCACCAGGAUACCCACCGGGAAUGAUGCCCGGACAGCUCCCCAACGCGCCACCACCUCCCACCUCCUACCUUCCGCAACCAUCGAGCACGGGCAACAUCGACUUGAGUGGCAUCAAGCCGGUCAACAGUGGCUCGGUCAGCAUCGCCGAUGCCAUUGCAAAGGCGCGCCAUAUUGCGGAGAAUCGCGGCAUCGCCUCGUACGACUCGCGACAGCAACAGGCACCACGCGACGACCCUCGUCUUGCAAAUCGUGGCGGACAGCGCUCUCGUUCACGCUCACCACCCAGACGCGACAAUUACAACGCCAACCCUUACCGCGACGAACGACGCGAGGACCCUCGACGAGGCAGCUACCGACGCUCCCCCUCUCCGGACCGUAACUUCCGAGGCGCACGCGAUCCACCGGCCGGUCAACGUGGAAACGAUGGUGGCGAGGUGGAGACGAUCCGUGUCAAGUCUGCGCUGGUGGGAUUGAUCAUCGGGCGCAACGGCGAGAACUUGCGCAAGGUGGAGACGGAAUCUGGAGCGCGGGUGCAGUUCAUUCAGGCCGCCGAUAAGCACGUGCCAGAGCGACAGUGCACCAUCUCCGGACCCCUGCGCGCACGUGAGAGUGCCAAAGCUGCSAUCUUCAGUAUCAUUGAGGACAACGGUGGCACUCCCGCACAGCCGGAAAAGGGCUCAUACACCGCCGGCAUGCCUGGUAGGGCCAAGGUUAACCUCCCAGCCCUGCGCGAUGGAGAGGCGAGCACACAAAUCAUGGUUCCCGAUAAGACCGUGGGGCUGAUCAUUGGACGUGGCGGAGAGACGAUCAAGGAUUUGCAGGAGCGUAGCGGAUGCCACGUUAACAUUGUGGGGGAGAACAAAAGUGUGAGUGGACUUCGUCCGGUCAACCUGAUCGGAAGCGAACGUGCGACUGCAGUGGCCAAGGAGAUGAUUUUGGAGAUUGUCGAGAGCGACAAUCGUGAUGGAAACAGCCGAGGAGCAUCAGGAUCCAUGCCACCCGCCGGACGUGAUCAAGGCUAUCAGAAUAAUGGCCGCGCUGGCGGAGGUGGCGGCGGGCGUGAUCAUGUGGAGAAGACGAUUCGUGUGCCAUCUGAAGCGGUUGGUAUGAUUAUCGGCAAAGGCGGGGAGACGAUCAAGGACAUGCAGCGCUCGACGGGCUGCAAGAUCAACGUCAACCAGCCUAAGCCGCCGGAUGUGCAUCGUGAUAUCGAUCUUGCAGGUUCCGCCAGUGCGAUGGAGGAAGCCGAGCGCGUGAUUUGGGAGAAGGUUGAGACUGUUCGCGAACGUGAUGCCGCCGCUGGUCGUGGUGGUGGAGGCGGUCAAGGUGGUGGUGGCGGCGGUGGCUAUGGCGGCGGACGUGACCAAGGAGCCUCUCAGUAUGGUGCAUACUCACAGCCACAGCAAGCGCCCGCCGUGCCAGGAUAUGGACAAUACGGCGUUCCGCAGGCUCAGCCCGCUUGGCCGCAGGCAGCCCAACAAGCGACGCCACAACCGGGAGCGCAAAGUGAAGCAGACGUGUACGCGGCCCAGCAGUGGUAUGCUCAGUGGGUGGCCAUGGCCCAGCAACAACAGCAGCAGCAGCAGCCGCCCGGAGGCCAGUAA